Messenger RNA from Penicillium lagena, 7851 nucleotides. Its product is annotated as type I polyketide synthase. The transcript is spliced from 6 exons. The record is from RefSeq and is a predicted model, not a curated record. Gene Ontology annotation, molecular function: fatty acid synthase activity; phosphopantetheine binding; oxidoreductase activity. Gene Ontology annotation, biological process: secondary metabolite biosynthetic process; fatty acid biosynthetic process. NCBI's taxonomy places the organism in Eukaryota, Fungi, Ascomycota, Eurotiomycetes, Eurotiales, Aspergillaceae. The coding region runs from base 1 to 7851 and encodes 2616 amino acids.
AUGCAACCACCAGCACAAAAUAAUGUUUUUGACGGCGGAGAAGCCCCCGUUAAAAUGAACGACGUGGCUGUGAUUGGCUAUUCUCUGCGAUUCCCUGGGGAUGCUACCUCACCUCAGAAGUUUUGGGAAAUCCUCAAAGAUGGCCGAUCAGUUAUGACUGAAGUGCCAGCUGAGCGUUUCAAUAUUAAUGGAUUUUAUCACCCAGAUGGUUCACGCAACGACACUAUGAAUUGCCGCGGAGGGCACUUCCUAACCCAGAAUGUCGCCGCAUUCGACGCACCUUUCUUCUCAAUGAACCCUUCCGAAGUGGAGAGCAUGGAUCCGCAACAGCGAUGCUUACUGGAGACUUCAUAUAGAGCAUUUGAAAACGCUGGGCUCCCCAUGGAGAAGGUCGCAGGCUCCAACACCUCUGUGUACGUGGCAGCUCUUGGUAUUAACUACGUCAGAAUGUUUGAAUUCGACGAAGAGGUCCAUGCGCCAUACAAGGCCAACGGUAACUCUGGUGCCAUCUUGGCAAACCGUUUGAGCUGGUUUUAUGACUUACUUGGUCCGAGCAUGACCAUUGAGACGGCAUGUUCCGGUAGCCUCGUCAGUCUUCAUCUUGCUUGCCAAAGCCUUCACUCGAAAGAAUCCAAGAUGAGUCUCGUUUGCGGAACAAAUUUAUACCUAGAGCCAUUAUCAGACGUAAUUUCGCUGUCGUCUCUGAAGUUCAUCUCUCCAGAUAGCCGUUGCCACAGCUUUGAUGCGAAGGGCAAUGGCUAUGCAAAGGGCGAUGGCUUUGGCGUUUUGGUUCUAAAACGGCUUGGAGAUGCUGUGGCAGACGGCGACGUAAUCCGAGCUGUUAUUCGUGGAACUGCGAUAAACCAGGAUGGCCACACUCCCAAUAUGUCUCAGCCUAGCCUUGCAGCCCAGGAGAGACUAAUUCGGACGGCCUACCAGGAUGCGGGCCUCGACUUCAAGGAAACGCGUUUGUUCGAGGCGCAUGGUCCAGGAACUUUGAUGGGUGAUCUGAUCGAGGCCAAUGCGAUCAGAAAUGUCUUCCAGAAGGAAUGGAGGCCGGAUGAUCCGUUAUACAUAGGGUCUGUCAAGGCUAAUAUUGGACACUUGGAGGCCACUGCGGGUCUUGCCAGUGUAAUAAAGAUGAUUCUGUGUCUGGAAAGAGGUAUCAUCCCUCCCAUUGCAGGGUUCGAGAACCUCAACCCUCAGAUUUCAUCAAAGGAAUGGAAUCUCGAAUUCCCCAAGGAGGCCAUACCCUGGCCUACAGAUGGCCUUAGACGUGCCUCGGUUAAUGCAUUUGGGUAUGGUGGUUCAAAUGCCCACGCUAUCCUAGACGAUGCCUAUAACUACCUGAAGGAGCGCGGCAUCGAGGCGCGUCAUGUAACCGCCACAUUACCACCAAGACGAAUGGCUCUUUCCGGUGAGAAGACUCGAAGAAAUUCUACCAACGGUUCAAAUUAUCACAUCACCAAUGGACAUACGGCAGAUGUUCACGAUGAUAUCAAGGCGAAUUCUAACGGAAAUACUACGAGUCUUGGAGAUUCCAAAGUGGCACAGAGGAAUGAUCCCUUCCUCUUCGUCUAUUCUGCUGCCGACUCUGGAGGAGUUGACAGACUUGCUACGGUUUAUAAGGAAUACCUCUCAUUGAUAAGCCAUGAGGACACGUCCAUGGAAUUCCUCCGCAAUCUUGCAUACACUCUGUCGAAUAAGCGCAGUCUUCUUCCGUACAAGUCAUAUGUGCUUGCAGAGACUGUGCAGGAUUUGACGACGAAAUUGCAAAGUGUUCCGAAGCCUGUUCGCUCAUCUACCCCCCCAAAGCUGCUGUUCGUCUUCACUGGCCAAGGCGCGCAGUGGGCCAGAAUGGGUAUUGAGCUUUCCAUCUUUGAAAAUUUCAAUGAGAGUCUCCAAGCAGCGGAUGUCUACAUGAGACAACUAGGAAGUUCUUGGUCUCUCAUUGAGGAGCUACAAAAGCCGAAGGAAGCCUCCCAAAUUGAUAGCCCGGACCUAUCACAGCCUCUAUGCACCGCUCUUCAGAUUGCUUUGGUCGAGUUGUUGGCAACCUGGGGCAUUACUCCCUCGGGCAUUGUAGGCCACUCCUCUGGAGAGGUUGCGGGGGCUUUCAGUGCUGGCUCUAUAUCCCGCGAGUCUGCCUGGGCCAUUGCUUACUUUCGAGGCGCUGUUGCUUCACGACUCGCCACAGCUACUGCGAAUUCGCCGGAAAAGGGUGCUAUGAUGGCGGUUGGCCUGUCAGAAUCAGAGCUUCAGCCAUACUUUGAAGAUAUUGCCAAACUGUACGGUGCUGGGUCGCUGUCUGUGGCUUGUUUCAAUAGCAGCACAAAUACUACGGUGUCGGGACUAGAGAAGGCUAUAGACGAACUCAAGUCUCGCCUCGACGCCGAUUCCGCUUUUGCUCGCAAGCUCAGGAUUCCGGUAGCCUACCACUCGUCGCAUAUGCAAGUUAUCGCAGACGAGUACUUGAGUCUGCUACAAUCAAUUGCUCCACCACCCAAAUCCGAGAAGAACGCCUACGCUCCAUCAUUUGUAUCGUCGGUCACUGGGAAGCCUAUUGACGUGCGAAAACUCUCUCAGCCGCAAUACUGGGUUGAUAAUCUUGUAUCGCCUGUUCGAUUCUCUGAGGCAAUCAAAGAGUUUGUUUCAUUCGAUAAUGGCGGUCCAUCAGCCAUGCGUAAUGCUAAUUAUUUUGUUGAGAUUGGUCCUCACCCAGCCAUGCAGCGUGCCGUAAUGGAUAGCCUGGAGAACCCAAGAUACGGCUCCACUGUGCGGCGAGAUAUGUCAGGGGUGCUCUCUCUGAAGCAGCUUUCCGGUGAGCUUUGGAUGGAAGGAUUCCCAGUUCAGAUUGACAUUGUCAAUCGCCAUGAUGACACAGACCCAUGGAUGAUCACAGACUUGCCGGAAUAUCCUUUCAACGAUUCCCAUACGUACUGGCUGGAAAGCCGUCUCUGGAAGAACUAUAGAACCCGUGAAAACAUUCGACACGAGCUUCGCGGUAUUCCUGUUACCGAUUGGAAUCCCUUCGAGCCAAGGUUCAGGUUCACAAUCCGCCUUUCCGACCUCCCGUGGUUAACAGACCAUCGAGUGAACGGAACGAUUUUAUAUCCUGGGGCUGGGCUGGCCAUCAUGGCGUUCGAAGCUGCAAGAUAUCUGAACAAGCCUGGUCAACCCGUAACAGGCUACCGCCUACAGAAUGUCUCUGCUUUUGCGGCUAUUCCAGUGCCCGAUACCCCCGAGGGUGUCGAGAGCCAAAUUUACCUCCGCAAUCAGGACAAUAGCCGCACGACGGGCUCCAAGACAAUUGAGUGCAGGGAGUUCCGUAUUUGUUUGUACACCGAAAACGAGUGGAAAGAGGUCUCUGCCGGCUCUGUCACAACGGAAUAUGAAGAAGAAACUCCUGAUGAGAUCUAUGCUUGUGACGAGGCUAGUGUAUUUAGAGAUGAAUGCCUGUCUCGGUAUCAAGAGGCCCAAAAGCGAUGUACUGCAAGGGGCAACCCAUCAACGUUCUAUGAGUCAGCCCAUAGGACCGGAUAUGGCUUUGGUCCGAGCUUCAACACCCUGCAUGAUGUAGCCUACGACUCCAAUGGAGCCCAGGCUAUUGGUACAAUCUGGCCAGACGAGUGGAAGUCCAAGGUCCCCGAGAUUAACGCCAAUGUUCAACCUCAUCUCAUUCACCCUUCCGCUCUUGAUGGAAUAUUUCAGGUCACUGCAGUAGCCACAACCAAAGGUGGCACCAUUGAUGGUCCUCUCCAGGCUCCAACCCAGUUCCGAGACUUCUGGAUCUCGCAUGAUCUUCUUUCCCGAACACCAGAUACUCAGCUUCAAGUUGUUGCCCACAGAACCCGCGAAGCAGUUCGGGAGACUGAAUCCUCUAUACUUGCCUUGCGCUCUGACACCGGGGAGCCAGCUCUGAAGAUUGAUGGAUACAGGGCAACUACCGUGUCACACAUGGGUUACAUGCCAUCCGAGAGACGUAACAUCUUCUACCGCCUAGACUGGAAGGCUGACGUCGACUUGUUGAGUCGAGGUCAAAAGGAGAAUUACAUCUUGGAAAAUGAGCCUAUGCGCGUUGAAUGGGAGCCUGCCAAACAGGUUGUGGUUCUAUACUACAUGGACCAGAUGCUGAAAGAGUUGGACACACCCGGGUUCCAGAAGCUAAAUGGUCAUUUGCAGAAAUAUAUAACUUGGGUUCGCAAUAGGUUCGCAGAGCUCAGUGAGAGCAACCCCCUCUUGCAAUCGCCAUGGAAAGAGAUUCUACAAGACAAGCAUCGUUGCACCCAAUUCCUAGAAGACUUCGCAGCAUCUGGAGUUGUCAACAGGGCUAUCUUUACUUUUAUCAAAGAGCUUGUGCCCUUCAUCCGCGGAGAAACGGAUCCUUUAGAUCUUCUUUUCAACCAAAACCUCGCAAAGGACCUUUAUGCCGACGUGAUAUUCUCGGUGAGUGCCAAGAGAAUGGCAGCUUUCAUAGAUCUCUUGGCCCACAAAAACCCUAGCAUGAACAUUCUGGAGCUUGGUGCAGGAACUGGGAGUGGUACUGCGCCUACCCUGUCUACCCUGGGAAAGCAAGGCGGUCAUGAAGGGGCUACUCCCAGAUUCAGUAGCUACACUUUUACGGACAUCUCCCCGAGCUUUUUUGAAAAAGCCAAAGUGCAGUUUGCAGAAUAUGCCGAUCGCAUGAUCUUUCAAACAUUGGACAUCGAACGAGACCUAGAGGAUCAAGGAUUUGAAUCGGGCAAAUAUGACCUCGUCGUUGCCGCAACGAUGGUACAUGCGACAGAGUGUAUUGCCGAGUCGUUGGCUCGCGCGCGUAGGCUGCUCAAGCCUGGCGGUUACCUUGUCAUAAUAGAGCCAACAAAUAAAAAGGACAUCCCGCUGAACGGUAUCUGGGGCACUCUGUCAGGGUGGUGGAGGUCGACUGAGGCAGACCGAUCCUGGUCUCCUCUGUAUUCUCAAGACGAAUGGGAUCAUUACUUGAAGAAGGCCGGGUUUACCGGGUGCGAAGCAGCUAUCACUGAUUUUCCUGAUGUGGAACACCAUACAGUCAGCUUGAUCAUUUCGCGCGCGGCCUCACAAGAACCAGCUACGCCAGUUUGCUCUCCCGGUUCUCUGUUGAUUGUUGCGGAGACUGAGAUCCAGAACAAAGUAGCGCAGGAAAUCACGUCCCAGGCAAAUUCAACGAACACGGGAUUCGCUAUCCAGGUCGUCACACCAGAGAUGCUCCAGCAUCAGGAUCUGCACGCUGAUAUCUGUAUGUCAUUGCUGGAAUACGGGCGCCCAUUUCUAUCAGCAAUGAGCGAAAGUGACUUCAGGCUUCUCAAACAAUUGGUUGAUACAUCUUCAAAGAUAUGUUGGGUGACAAAUGGUGCUGGUGAAAAGGCCCCGAUUCCAGAGAACGCCAUGAGCUCCGGCUUCAGCCGAGCGCUCAUAAUGGAGCAUCAAGGUGUUCACAUGACAAACCUAAACAUUGACAACGUUGAAGACAUUUCUUACGCUGCAAAAAUGAUUAGCAACGUUACUGAAGCCUAUUUUGGUGUUUCUGAUAUCAAUGAUAGGGAAGGGGACUACUCCGUUGUGGAUGGCACGGUCCUUAUCUCGCGAGCUGUAGAGGCAAACGACAUCAACGAUUACUCUCAUUCUCAGAACGCUAACCUGCCCAUUGAGAGAAGGCAUCUUCAAAGGGAGCCUACAGAGCCCCUUAAAGUCCAGUUCUCUCCAGGUCAGCUAGACAGCUUCCGGUUUGUUCGCGAUGGAGAUGUCGGCGAGCCACUAGCUGACAAUGAGGUUGAAGUCGAGGUUAGAGCAUCACCAAUUAACUUCAAGGAUGUCUUGGUCGUACUGGGGCAGGUGACUGAUAAUUAUAUUGGCAACGAGUUUGCCGGAGUUGUCCGAAGAGUCGGCGCCGGGGUAAAGGAGUUUGCACCUAACGAUCGUGUCACAGGCCUAGCGUCAGGGACGUUCAAGACAUUCGUCCGUCACCAAACCCACACAGUGGUUCACAUCCCCGACGAUCUACCUUUUGUCGAGGCCUUGCCCUCAGUUUGGCUAACGGCGUUGUACGGCCUCAGUCAUCUUGGGCGUCUCCAAAAGGGAGAGUCUGUCCUGAUUCACGCCGCUGCUGGUGGGGUUGGACAGGCAGCUAUUCAGCUAGCCCAACAUAUUGGCGCCGAUAUCUUUGUCACCGUUAGCUCGCAAGCCAAGAAAGACCAUCUCCAGAACCUGUUUAACAUUCCCGACAAUCGUUUCUUUUCUAGCCGACACCUUGCCUUUGGCAAACAAAUAAUGCGCGCCACUAACGGCCGGGGUGUGGAUGUUGUCUUGAAUUCUCUUUCGGGAGAGGCACUUGUCGAGUCUUGGAAGUGUAUCGCGUCAUUGGGACGUUUCAUUGAGAUUGGAAAGCGCGACAUGGAGACGUUUCAGAAACUCCCUAUGCAUACCUUCCUAAGGAAUGUAACUUUUGCGUCCGUCGACCUCCUGAAUGUGUACAACAACCACCCUACACUGAUAAGAAAACUCAUGGACGAAAUGAAAGAGCUUGUGUUUUCCAAAACGCUUAGAGCUCCCCAGCCUGUAACCUUGUUCUCCCCUGCGGAUAUCGAGUCGGCUUUCCGAUACCUCCAGACUGGCCGCCACAUGGGUAAAGCCGUGAUCAGUUGGGAAAAAGAGGGGGAAAUUCCUAUUAUACCUACUGUCGACCCAGGAUACCAAUUUGACUCGCAGGCCACGUAUGUCAUUGCCGGUGGUUUGGGUGGAAUUGGUAGGAGUGUUGCCAGCUGGUUCUCAACUCGGGGUGCCAAAAAUUUGAUCUUGUUAUCGCGCUCUGGGGCCGUCUCUGAAUCUGCACGCGAGCUAGUCAAUAACCUUACCGCGCGGGGGGUGAAUGUUGCUACCCCUCAAUGCGACAUCUCGAACACAGUGUCUCUGGACGCAGCCCUAAAAGAAUGUGACCACAUGCCUCCGAUCAAGGGCGUUAUUCAAGGCGCCAUGGUUCUCAAGGACCGACCCUUUGAUCUCAUGACCAAAGACGAAUGGCAGGCGGUUCAAAAGCCCAAAAUGACGGGCACCUGGAAUCUUCACAACAAGUUGCCCUGCGACAUGGACUUUUUCGUCAUACUCUCCUCUCUUGGUGGCAUGAUUGGCGUUAAAUGUCAGGCACAGUACAACGCUGCCGGCACAUUCCAAGACGCUUUUGCCCGGCACCGCUGGUCACAAGGGCAAAAGUGCAUCUCAAUUGAUAUUGGCCUCGUCACUGCCGUGGGAUACGUAGCUGAACAACAGUCGAUGUCUGGAUUAUCUCAGCGAUGGAUUGACGAGGGCUUCGAAGUGCUUCGUGAGGAAGAGCUACACAGUGUCGUGGAUUGGGCAUGCAAUGCUAACAUCACGAUUGGUUCAGGCUGGAACACACAGGUCCUGUCCGCGCUAAAUAGUCCCAACUCACGACUAGCGCAAGGCAAAGAUCUGCUCCCGUAUAUGAAGCGUCCUAUGUACCGUCACUUGCAUCAGACAGAUCAAGGUGGUGAGCUUCACUCCCUAGAGUCCAACAAGGAGGUUGACUACGGUGUCCUGCUUAUGGAGGCGACAUCCGUGCUGGAGGGGGGAAGGAUCAUAGCAUCUGCGCUGGCAAAGAGACUUUCUCAAGCCCUCUCUGUCCCUGAAGAGGACAUCGACAAAAGCAAACCCGCGCACAGCUUUGGGGUUGACUCACUUGUUGCAGUUGAACUACGAUUCUGGUUCGCUACUAAGCUGAAGGUGGAGCUUUCCCUUUUCGAUAUAAUUGCGAACAUCAGUAUUGAGGAGUUAGGUCAGUUGGCAGCGGAAAAAUGCCAGUAUCUCUCACAAAAGUGA